Messenger RNA from Aspergillus alliaceus, 2385 nucleotides. Its product is annotated as T6SS phospholipase effector Tle1-like catalytic domain-containing protein. The transcript has 6 exons. The coding region runs from base 1 to 2121 and encodes 706 amino acids. The record is from RefSeq and is a predicted model, not a curated record. NCBI's taxonomy places the organism in Eukaryota, Fungi, Ascomycota, Eurotiomycetes, Eurotiales, Aspergillaceae.
AUGUUCCGCUGGUACCAGUUGGCGGAUGUAUGCUAUGCGUAUCUGGAGGACGUGCAGCCCAAUAAGAACAAAGAUGAUCUCAACAAAGAAGUCGAGAAUAGCGAAUGGUUCCAGUGCGGGUGGACGUUGCAGGAACUCAUUGCUCCGUCCAAUAUGGUUUUUCUUGCAGCAGACUGGACUAAGAUAGGCGAGAAGCAUGACUUGAGUGGGCUGAUAUCUAGGAUUACUAUGAUAGAUGAGGCGAAGCGGAUGUCGUGGGCUUCGACGAGAAACACAACUAGGGUUGAGGAUAGGGCAUAUUGUCUUAUGGGGAUUUUUAAUGAAGGCAUUCAUCAACUGCAGGAGGAGGUUAUGAAGGUGUCUGAUGAUCAGAGCCUCUUUGCGUGGGACGCGUCUGAGUUUGAGGGGCUUAAUGCUACUGGUUUACUGGCUUUAACACCGGUGUUCUUCAAAAACUCUAAGAAUAUCGUCCCUUUCCGAUUUCUCAAGAACAGCUCCCCCUUCACAGUGACUAACAAGGGAAUUCGAUUACAGCUACCUCUUGCCACCUUGAAAAGAGGAGGAGGCAGGAGCUUUGGGAUGGAAACAAUCACUGAGAAGAAAGCGCUCAUUUUGGAAUGUCAGGAAAUAUCAGCAGGUCAAUGUGCUAACCCUGUGGUGGUGUUUCUAGGCCAACUGUCUGGGAGCGAGUCUCAAUUUAUAAGAAUCCGGCGCAAUUUGCAAAAGCAUAUGGCAUGGGGCCACCUUCGAUUUACAGAGCCGUCCACCAUUUACGCGAGGAAGAUCUGUUGGGGCUUCGAAGAGGCUGUUAUAAAGCCUGCUAGAGCAACGCUUAUUCAGGGCACUGAACCUGUGGCAGCAAAAUCUCAACAUAAUUUGAUAUUAUUAUUUGAUAGCGGAUGCCGUAAUCGACAUCGAACAGGGACUGGAUCCACCAUCCAGGCUAUGCGCCACCUAAUCAGCGAUACGGGUGAUUCGCAAAUUUGCUGCUUUGACCAAACCGCCGCGGACGAGGUCGAUAGUAUUGAGAUGCGUGUGAUGCGCGCAUAUAAGGUAGAUUUCCCUGGGAAACAGUGGUGUGUGGACAACUAUUCCAGCGGCAGUAAAUACUACAUCUUUGGUUUUUCAACUGGAGGCUUCGUGGCGCAGGUGCUGGCUCAAAUCCUGGAAUAUAUCGGAGUCAAAUUGGAUACACUACUGCCCACCAAUGAACAUGAGAUAUGGAACACUUAUCUAGCCUGGUACCUUGCGACGUCGCGUGGUAAUCGGGACAUGGCAAGAAGUGAAUUUUCAAGAAUGACUUCUCUCCGCAGCUGGAACCAAGGAUGUACGGUCACCUUCUUAGGCCUAUUUGAUUCAGUGAACAUGGCACCUGGUUGCAAGUUGGCAAGAGGGACCAGUGGCCGUCUGAAGGAGGAAGACCUACCAUCCGUUCUUAUACAUCCAGCUCUUGUGGUCCGCCAUGCUGUGGCCAUUGACGAACAGCAUCCUGCAUUGCGACCAAACUUAGCAAACGAAAUUGCUGGCUGCACGCAUGACUUUCAAGAACUUUGGUUUCCAGGAGGGCACGCAGACAUUGGUGGAGUAGCUGGCUCCGACACGAAUGAGAAGUGGAGAAUCAGUUCUAUACCGCUCGUCUGGAUGAUCCGCGAAGCAGCUAGAGCCGGCAUGGGGUUCAAUCCGCAUAAGCUACGCCAGUACUUUGGCCUUGAUGGAUCGGUGCAGGUACAAGUACCUGAUGGGCUGUAUUGUGCUUCCAAAAUGGAUCCUACGCAUGAAUACUGGAGAUUUUGCGACCGGCUCACACCGCGAUCAAUCCUCAGAGCAGGAGUACUAGAAGAUAUUUCUCAUUUCGACAUUCGCAUGAAAGCACUUUCCGCAAAGGCAGAGGUCAUUAACGAGAAACUCACAAACACAUUAUGUCACCACACAAUGGGCCGCUCACAUGGUAUCGGGACUUUAGCAGACGAUUCAAAACAGACCCCAUUCCUCGGCCAAGGUUGGCUUGAGCAAUUUUUUGUACUUCCGAAAGCGAUUCUCAUCCUCAAAUUGUCAUACCCCAGACAACAUUCGACGAAUUAUUCCAAAUGGCGCUGCACAUCAUACAUCGGUCCUGCAUAGAAUGUGCUCAGAGCUUGUCAAGUACCGACCAAGCAAUAUAAUCGAUGUCUUUGUGGUCAUAGAUCACCCUUUCCGUCAUGGAGGAUGGCAAAUUAAAAGGCAGGGGGACUUUAUUGGGGAGUAUCGGAUACUCGGAAGCGCCCAAUAUGGUUGUUAAGAGUGCAACUACCACACUACAUUGAAGAUCUCUAACACUGUGCAAAGUGCGCGCGAGGUGCGCGCGAGAUCCGAGCAUGGAAACAAUAAUCUGCGUCAAGACGAGAU